Molecule: messenger RNA, 1722 nt
Organism: Uncinocarpus reesii 1704
Lineage: Eukaryota; Fungi; Ascomycota; Eurotiomycetes; Onygenales; Onygenaceae
Exons: 8
Coding region: 1-1722 (573 amino acids)
Molecular function (GO): RNA binding
Source: RefSeq, a predicted model, not a curated record
AUGAUUCACGGAAACGGAUCUCCUGGCGCUGCCAGCAGCAACCAUUCUUCUGAUGGGGCUGCCUCUCGUCAUGGUUCUCCGGAAACCAAACUCACUGCAUUCUCUCCAGAGGAUGUCCGCAUGAAGUCGCUCCUGGACAACGGAGCCGGCAUUGGCCUUCGUAGAGACGAAGUCAUGGCUUUUACUUCUGCCCAUUACCCUGGACACAGCCAGGAUCCAUUCAUGACCGCUUCUGGGGCGAAUGCUCGAGUUCAGCUCUCUCCGACUGCAAGCCCUUUCACCCCAGCUAGCUAUAUUCAAAGUGGCUUUACUGGAAAUGAUCGUAUCUCCGCUUUUUUGAAGCAAAACGAGAUGCAGCAGUCCAGAAUCGGUUACUUGGCUGCGAAUUCUGUCCCAGAGACUCCAUUUACCCCAAAUGGUUCCCUCACUCGCAAUUCUCCUCCACGUUUCGGGCCAAUUGGGCCAGGCUCUCUUAUCCCCUUGGGUUACCCUAAACAGGAUGAAGCGGCUGUCGGAAAAAUGAGAUAUUUGACAGCUACCUCUGAGCCAGAGACCCCCUUUACUCCGAAUGGGUCCCUCGCUCGAAACUCUCCUGCUCGCCAUGGUACUAUUGGGCAACCCUAUGUGGUAUCUGCACCAAUUCAAAUUAUGUAUUGCCAAAUUGGCAUUUUUGACAAGGUCAACCGCAACCGCGCCUUUGCCAUUGAUGGUGCGCCUAUGGAUUUGGCUUACUUGACUAUCGUUAGCCUUUUUGAUCGCCAUGAGUUUAGCACUCUCAAAGGUCCCAUCCUCACUGAACUGGGAACCCAUGGCCGAAUUUACGCCGGUUUUACUGAUAGCCGGGAUGCCAGAGCUGCUUUUGACAAAAUUCAAAAGACUUAUCCUGCUUGGUAUUUGCAGCCUUUGACUGCUAAAGAAUUUGCUGGAAAACACGAUGCUACUCACGUAGCUACAACUUCUGAUUACGAGGGAUAUAUUUUUGCCUCAGUCUACUUUAACGGUCUCCAGCCAGGUGCGGAUGGGCGCGUCAUUUCCCAUAACUUCAAAGAUAUCCUUGAGAAGUUUGGCGACAUCAAGGCAUUUUGUACCAUCCCAACCGAACAGAACCACGUUAUCGAUUUCAUCGUCGAGUUUUUCGAUACUCGUCCUGCUGAGAACGUCGCAUCUACCCUAAACGGAAGCUCAGUUGAUGAUUGCAUUCUUGAGAUAAAACUCUACAGACCUGAUGUUUUAGAGAAUCAUUAUCUUGACCUGGAACGAAAGGAUACCUCAGAAUCCUUCCCUAGACAGCCACUUGAACGUCGAAAUAGCAUUGAGAACCAAUAUGUCGAACUCAGUCCAACCGGUCGCUCGACCAUUCCGAUUGGUGACCCUGUUAGCGAACUUACCUGGCUUCGCAGAUCCGAUAACAAUCUUUCCUCCCGACCUCGUCAUGACUUCGGACGUCGACAUGAACCGCGUCCUAACAACCAAAACUAUGUCGACAUUGAGAAAAUUCGUCUUGGUCUUGAUGUUCGCACUACCAUCAUGCUGCGUAACAUUCCCAACAAGAUUGACCAAAUGAUGUUGAAAGAUAUCGUUGAUGAGACUAGCUUCGGCAAAUAUGACUUCAUGUACUUACGUAUCGAUUUCGCCAACAAUUGCAAUGUUGGCUAUGCCUUCAUCAACUUUGAAGAUUUUGCCAGCGCUCGUGCCGGCCGUACAUGGUAUGGUGUCUUUUGA